Messenger RNA from Oryza brachyantha (malo sina), 2177 nucleotides. RefSeq lists its product as uncharacterized. NCBI's taxonomy places the organism in Eukaryota, Viridiplantae, Streptophyta, Magnoliopsida, Poales, Poaceae. The record is from RefSeq and is a predicted model, not a curated record. Gene Ontology annotation, cellular component: Golgi apparatus. Bases 95 to 1885 code for a protein of 596 amino acids. The transcript has a single exon.
CACCUCACUCACCCGCCCGCCCCCCACAAAUCUCGCCGCCGCUUCCCCUCCCCUCCCCCAGAUCCAACCCCCAUUCAUCCUUCCUUCCACCGCCAUGUCAUCCUCCGACCAGGACGACCACGACGAGGACUCCCCGCUCUUCCGCGGCAACGGCGCCGCCGACGACGACGCCCACCGCGCGCGCCGCCGCUCCUCCUCUUCCGGGGGGCCGUCCGCUGUUGGCGAGGUGCCCGUCGCGCAGUCGCUCAUCAAGGCGGCCAGCAACGUCUGCUUCUCGCUCUUCGUCCUCGCCGUCCUCGUCGUCACCGUCGUCGCCGUCACCUACCAGCCGCCCGACCCCUGGCUCCAGUCCUCCGCCGCCAUCACCAGCUCGCUCUCCCGCGUCCUCCCCAACUCCACCUUCCUCGUCCCCGACGACUCGCUGCUGCCCACCGGCGAGGACUUCAACUCCUCCUCCUCCUCCACCCCGGCCUCCGCCGCGCAGCGGGACGACCCGGACCAGGCCGCGGUGGCCGCCGCCGCUGCGGCGGCGGUUAACGCCACCGCGGGGACCUGCGACCCGGACGCGCCGCUCAACUGCUCCGACCCCCGCGUCCUCGCCGCCGUCAAGGCGUUCAAUGCCAAGGCCUUCUUCCGCAAGUCCAUCGUGUUCCUCAGCUACGAGACGCCCGUGCCGGGGCCCAAGCCCGGGGAGUGCGACGUCGCCUGGAGGUUCAGGAACCGGAGGGAGAAGUCGUGGCGCCGGUACAGGGACUACCGCCGCUUCGCCCUCACCCCCGGCGAUGGAUGCGCUCUCGACAUUACUCGCGUCGGGAAGUUCCGAUCUGGGGCGAAUGCGGCUCGGCCGCCGCGACCCAAGGGAUCCAAGAACCGGAACCCGCGUGUUGCGCCGCCACCUGUGGAUGCAGAGAUCAAUGACACGAUCCCCAUUGUUGGUUCCGAGGCAGAGUUCAGGAAAGGCAAGUACUUGUACUACAUGAGAGGUGGCGACCAUUGCAAGAGCAUGAACCAGUUCAUAUGGAGCUUCUUGUGUGGACUCGGUGAAGCCAAGUUCUUGAACCGGACUUUUGUGAUGGAUUUGAACAUGUGUUUGUCUGGGGCGCACACAGACAAUGGGAAGGACGAAGAUGGCAAGGAUUUUAGGUACUAUUUUGAUUUCGAGCACCUGAAGGAGACGGCCUCCGUGGUGGAGGAAGGGGAUUUCUUGAAGGACUGGAAGCGCUGGGACAAGAAGAAGGGUCCAGGCAAGAUCACAGUGCGGAAGGUACCGUCGUACAAGGUGACUCCAAUGCAGCUUAAGAGGGACAAGAGCAACAUCAUUUGGAGGCUGUUUGACGGGCAGGAGCCUGAGAAUUACUGGUACAGGGUAUGCGAGGGGCGAGCUGCCAAGGUCAUCCAACGGCCUUGGUAUGCUAUUUGGAAGUCAAAGAGGCUGAUGAACAUUGUCACUGAGAUUGCUGGUAGGAUGGACUGGGAUUAUGAUGGUUUGCAUGUAGUUCGAGGGUGGAAGGCACAGAACAAGCAAAUGUAUCCAAAUUUGGAUGCUGACACAUCACCCGAGACGCUUGUAAAUAAGGUGACAAAACUUAUUAAGCCAAUGAGAAACCUGUACAUUGCGACCAAUGAGCCAUUCUAUAACUACUUCGAUAAGCUCAGGUCACACUUUCAUGUGCACUUGCUUGAUGAUUACAAGGAGCUUUGGUCGAGCACAAGUGAGUGGUACAAUGAAACGACAACACUAAGUGGUGGGAGGCCAGUGCUGUUUGAUGCAUACAUGAGGGUAAUUGUGGACACAGAAGUAUUCUAUAGAUCAAAGACACAAGUUGAAACUUUCAACAACUUGACGAGGGAUUGCAAAGAUGGAAUCAAUACAUGCAACUUGUGACACAUGAGUUCAUGCUGUGGUAACUAGUGGUGUCUUUAUACUCUUCCUUGGCUGGCAUAUUGGAAUUCAGAGGAACUUCAUCCAGGGUUUGUCAUUAGGCAUGCCAUCUUAAUGUAUUAUCUGUCAUGCCACCAAGUUCAAUUGAUUACACGUUGAUCUGAAUUAUGUGCCACCCAUUCUUUUUGUGUAAUUUAUCUAUUACCCUUCAAAAGUCUCUUGUAACUUGUCAGUAGCCCCUUUGCAACAUUGCUGCCAUCUUUAUGCUCUGAGAUAACUGGGAACUUAUAUUUUG